Messenger RNA from Phlebotomus papatasi, 1260 nucleotides. It is a transcript of the gene tll, whose product is annotated as protein tailless. The transcript has 2 exons. Gene Ontology annotation, molecular function: RNA polymerase II cis-regulatory region sequence-specific DNA binding; nuclear receptor activity; zinc ion binding. NCBI's taxonomy places the organism in Eukaryota, Metazoa, Arthropoda, Insecta, Diptera, Psychodidae. The record is from RefSeq and is a predicted model, not a curated record. The coding region runs from base 1 to 1260 and encodes 419 amino acids. Gene Ontology annotation, biological process: positive regulation of transcription by RNA polymerase II; cell differentiation; anatomical structure development.
AUGCAAUCGCCAAAUACAUCACCGGACUUGAUGGAUCCUCGUUAUAGCCAUUUGAGGAUUCAAGCCUCAUCAAGUCGAAUUCUGUAUGACACUCCGUGCAAAGUCUGCAGAGAUCACAGUUCUGGUAAGCACUACGGGAUUUAUGCAUGCGACGGCUGUGCUGGCUUCUUCAAGAGGUCCAUCCGACGCAACAGACAGUAUUCCUGCAAGUCACGGUCGGAAGGACAAUGUGUAGUGGACAAAACUCACCGGAAUCAGUGCCGGGCAUGUCGUCUUAGGAAGUGUUUCGAGGUCGGGAUGAACAGGGAUGCUGUCCAACACGAACGAGGUCCUCGGAAUUCAACCCUGAGGAAGCAAAUGUCCCUCUUGAUCAAUAGGGACCAUCCCAUAAUGACGGAUCUACAAACUAUGAGGAGGGAAUUGAUCAUGUCCCAGGCUAUGCCGAUGUCACUGGCACCUCCACCAGCCCCAAUUGUCUUGGAUCUCUCAGUGCCUCGAUCCUCCCUACUCUCCUCCACCGUCAACUUCAUGCCAAUGGUUACACCAAGACCCCUUCCACCAACACCUCCCCUGAUGGCCGCAGAAGCCAUCCGGGAAUCCGCAGCCCAGCUCCUCUUCCGCAAUGUCGAGUGGCUCAAAAAUCUCCGUGUCUUCACAGAUCUCCCUCUGAACGAUCAACUCUUCCUCCUAGAAGAAUCCUGGCGAGAAUUCUUCAUCCUAGCCACAGCUCAAUAUCUCAUGCCCCUAAACUUCUCCCAACUCCUCUAUGCAUACGAGAUCAUGAACAACAAUCGGGAAAAUCGAGAGCCGACGGCAACUCUCAUGCAAGAAGUGGACAAUUUUCAGAAAAUCCUCCACAGAAUCACCCAACUCCGCAUCGACGAGAACGAAUACUACUUCCUUCGUGCAAUUGUCCUGUUCAAAACCAAUUCCGACGCGGAUUCCGACUCAUCCAGCACCACGGAUGAUGGGGGCCAUACCUGCCGAUCCCUACAGGAGCCCGAACGCGUGAGAAGCCUCCAUGAGGAUUCCAAAGCUAAACUAAGUGCCUAUGUGAACACCGUAUAUCCCAUCCAAGUGCAGAGAUGCAAAGAAUUGCUGCUGAUUUUGCCGGAUUUGGGAUCAGUGUCAAAUUACACAAUAGAGGAGAUUUUCUUCAGGCAAAAUAUUGGAUAUGUUUCCAUUGCCAAACUCACAGCAAAUAUGUACAGUCAACGAAAGGCUCAUCAUUUUGAGUAUCCUCCACCACUCUCCAAGUAG